CAGAGAUAGACAAGAGAGAGGAGGGAGAGAUAGCAGGGGAGGAAUGGAGAAGAGGAGGCAGCUUUAAGAACCUGUUUCUGCGGCCUUUUAGCACCGAGCAGACUGUAACUGGGAUGAGUGGCCUGGUAAGCUGGGCUUUGACUUUCUGAUAGCCGAGCUUAACAUGGUUAUGUAAAGACUAAAAAGCAAAAAAAAGGAGAAAUUACACUUGUUGCUGCCACUGACAAUCGGCGUCAUAUCAAAGUGCUUGAUGGCUGUUAAACAGGCCGUGCUCCCUUCCUUCAGCUCCUUCUCCAACCUCGCUCAAUCCAGUGACAAUAUGAAAGUGUGGAAGUCUGAGAGUGACUCUCUCCCUCUGGACACUCUCAGCAACAAACUGUCACCAAGCAGCUCUGAGCAGCUGCAGGUCUCUCAGCAGAUGACAGAGGAGCUCCUGGAUGAUGACAGCCGGGCAUCCUGGGACAUUGAGUUCCUGCUGUCUGAUUGGAGUAGCCCAUCGCCUGACCUCAACCCCUCUCUGGACAACAAUGAUCAACGGCUUCCACAGUUAGACCCAAGCACGGCGUACCAAGAGGCGGCCAUGUUUAAGGACCAACCCGGACAGGAGCAUCUGCAGAUGAACACUGGCCACCUCAUGGCGGAGCUCCUGUCACCUACUGAAACCACAACGCCAGUCCAGCCAGAGCUGUACCACCAUGGUUAUAAUGACGACCAAACAGGUCGUACUUCGUUUCCCAGUCUACCUAAUGUAGAUCAGUUUGGCUUCCCUCAAGGAGGCAGUGUGGAGAGGCACAGCAGAGGAAACCUCACUAAGGUCUCAUCGUGGGACUUUAACCCUUACUAUCCCCAGCCACACCACUCGAUGGUGACCUUUCCUAACAGCAGGUUCAUACCACCUCAAGCUGUGACCCCUGACCGUCGACACUACAGCUACAUGCCACACUUUAACCACAACGCCAACCGUUUCUGUGAAUACAGCCACAGCCAGACCACUAGUCAUCUGCCUCUUCACCAGCAGGCCCUGCUGGUUGUGCCACAGCUGCCUCCUGGUGGGGUGGAGGGGAAGCGUGGUCGAAGGGCGACCGGGAAAAAGAGGCCCGCCAUCCACAGGUGUGAAUACCCUGGCUGCAGCAAGACCUACACCAAGAGCUCACACCUUAAGGCUCACCAUCGCACUCACACAGGGGAAAAGCCUUACCACUGUUCAUGGGAAGGAUGCAGCUGGAAAUUUGCCCGUUCAGAUGAGCUGACGCGUCACUACCGCAAGCACACGGGCCAAAAACCCUACGAGUGUCUGCUGUGUCAGAGGGCCUUCUCCCGCUCCGACCACCUGGCCCUGCACAUGAAAAGACACACCUGAUGCCCACACACAUAUACAUAUACACAAACCACUGCCAUUUAAACCAAGACAUUAAAAGGUAGAAGACUUGAUUUGGAUGUUCUUUGAAGUUUGAAUUUAAGACCCAAAUCAGUGCACUGAACAGUUGAAUUUGGGACUCAGUGACCUCAGAUAUUAACUCAACAUGUUCCCAGUAUUAACCGUAAAAUAUGCACUUGAUUAUCUGGCUGGUUAAAGGGGAACGACGAAUAUUUUUAAAACAUUGAUAUUAUUCUGGAGGCGAUAUACAUGUUGGAAAAAAAUACUGUAACUUACUCAUGUAUGCGCAUAUUGCAAAGGCACGCCGGGAAACCACAAGGUGGCAGCGUCAUCACGGUAAAGGGAAGCUGUAUCAUACCUUUCUGACUUCUUUCGUUUUCCAGUGGUUGUAGAUUAUGCAAGUGCUGUCGACUGGAGCAGAGAAAUCCACUGGAGCGAGGAGAUCCAUGACAGGAAAACGAAAUAAGUCAGAACGGUAUGACACAGUUUCCCUGUCUUUAAAGUGUUUAUUGUUAAAAUGAAACAGAUUCAGAAAGUGACAGCAUGUUUAUUCAUAUUGUAAAUGUUGUCGAAAUUCUAUACUGCAUUCAUAUCGCCACUGACAGGCAGUUGCGUUUUACAGAGAUGACGCUGCCACCUUGUGGUUUCCCGGUGCGACCUCGCAAUAUGCAAGUACAUGAGCAGAUUGCAGUAUUUUUUCCAUCAUGUUAUAUAUAUAUAUAUAAUUUUCAGACCCGACUGAUACUGACUCAAGUGACAUCACUUGGGGCAAUUUAUCAGACCUCACACAGUUCCCUCUGAAGCCACACAAGGCUUUAUAUGACUUUUUUCACAUAUGCAGUAGUACUCCCAAGACCUGUAAACACACGUGGAUGUGUGUGUUCCCCUUUAGGUUCCAGUUUAAAUUACAUGAUCUCAAACUGAUUACGUGAACAUCAUUAAGACAUAACAAUGGUGAUUCAGACUUUAACAGUGAGGUGUUGGGACUUGACUAAGAUGUUAGAGUGGGUUAAUCUGUCUGUGUCCAACCGUAACACACACACACACACACACACACACGGACAGAGGACCAGUACAACUCACACAGUCAUAAUGUAAAGUUAGCAUGCUUUCAGCAAUAAGUGCCACUUAGACAAACACUGUACACACUGUGGGCAUGUACACAGCAAACACUAACACUAACAAAAGACCUACCAAAGAAUGUGUGUAAUGCAGGUUAUAAUACAAUACACAGUAGUAUAUCCUGUUGGAUCUCAUGGCACGCUGAACAAAGUCAUGCAUGCUUAGUAACAAUGCUUAGUUGUAUCAGUGCUGAGAUGAUCUGAUAGCUUUGUUUGAUUUCUUUUAGAACUUUAGUUGAUUGUAAUAUUGAUUGUAAUACAAACAAACAAACCAUAUAGUAUAUGUUAGUCUGCGUGAUUAUACAGUGAAUGCGGGGUUAUGCAUUUUUGUCCUUUUUUUCCCUUUUAUUGUCCUGCAUUUUUGUCACCUAACUAUAUAUCUGUCUGUUUGGGGAUUUUUAAUUUAAGAAAAACAUUUAUGCUUUUGUCUCUUCCAUCAGGCAGAUUUUCAAACUGUAAAUAAUCAGCAUCUUUCUCAGUUGUUUAUUAUCGUCUAAAAAUGUGAGCAACAUAUUUAUUUACAUAAUCUUUUAUUAACAGAAGAUAGGCUACUAUAUUAUUGUACAGUGAUUUUUUAUAUUCUCAAAAGAGUGCUUUUAAAGUGUUUUAAUUAUUGUUUUCAUUGUCAUAAUUCUAAUAAAGACCUCUAAUGCUGUAAAACUGUCUUUGAGUGUGACAUGAUAUAUUAAGGCAGCUGAUCUUAACAAUUAUAUUACCUUGAUUUAAUUAACUCAACAUUUUAAGUGCUUUACUGGAAGAUAAAUCUGUCCUGCAUAAAGCACAAUAAAAUACAUCUGGAACAUGAUUAGAGCUUAAACCAGAGGUCUUAAAAGUAGGAGGUGGGCCUCCCCAGGAGGGCUGCAAACUGUUUCAGGGGAGGCUCAGAGUAUGGAAGUGAAAACCAUAACAUUAGUUAUUAAAAGAAGAUUAGAGUAGACUAAAUGUUUGUGAUUUAGUUAAAGAGAUAGUUCAGAGAUACAGUAGUGUAGGGGAAUGUUACUGUUUUACCCACUUUCCCAGAGUCAGAAAUAAGGAUGCACCGAUACCACAUUGGAUAUCAGGCCAAUACUCGCUCAAAUAGCUGGAAAUUCAAUUCUAUGUUUAUAUACUAUAUACAUUAUAUACUGGAAUUUCAAUUCUUGUUUAAGUUUUGACCAAUUUGUUGCUGCAUUAAAAAGGUUUACACCUGUAUUAUAAUUCCUGUUAAUUUUGAAUUUUUUUACCAUGUUGCUGGUGCAUGAUUUAGUAUUUUAAUGAUAAAUAACACACUAAAUUUAUAUCUAUGUAUUUAUUUGUUACAUUUUGUUUUACA
This is a messenger RNA of Sebastes umbrosus (honeycomb rockfish), 3811 nucleotides long. RefSeq names its product Kruppel-like factor 1 (erythroid) (gene klf1). Gene Ontology annotation, molecular function: DNA-binding transcription factor activity, RNA polymerase II-specific; RNA polymerase II cis-regulatory region sequence-specific DNA binding. Bases 251 to 1360 code for a protein of 369 amino acids. Gene Ontology annotation, biological process: regulation of transcription by RNA polymerase II. The transcript has 3 exons. Lineage: Eukaryota; Metazoa; Chordata; Actinopteri; Perciformes; Sebastidae. The record is from RefSeq and is a predicted model, not a curated record.